This is a messenger RNA of Triplophysa dalaica, 2021 nucleotides long. It is a transcript of the gene syngr3b, whose product is annotated as synaptogyrin 3b. Gene Ontology annotation, cellular component: neuromuscular junction; synaptic vesicle membrane. NCBI's taxonomy places the organism in Eukaryota, Metazoa, Chordata, Actinopteri, Cypriniformes, Nemacheilidae. The transcript has 4 exons. The record is from RefSeq and is a predicted model, not a curated record. The coding region runs from base 116 to 817 and encodes 233 amino acids.
UGGCGGUCAGCAACAGGCACGCGCUUGCUCGUGGGUGUGCGAGAUAGACUCGUGACCGCGCUCGGCGUUCCUCUUCCGCAGCGCACAGCGGUGAGCGCGCUACACUGCUGAAAGGAUGGAUGGAGCGGGCUCGUUCGGAGCCGGGCGAGCCGGUUCGGCCUUCGACCCUGUCGCGUUCGUCAAACAGCCACAGACUGUCCUACGAGUGCUGGCAUGGAUCUUCUCCAUGGUGGUCUUUGCAUCUAUAAUAAACGAAGGCUAUGCGAAUAUGGGCAGCGAGCGACUGUACUGUGUCUUUAACAGGAAUUCAGAUGCAUGUAACUAUGGCAUCACAAUAGGAAUCAUCGCUUUCUUAGCCAGCAUCUUUUUCCUGGCCUUGGACGUCUACUUCCCCCAGAUCAGCAGUGUUAAAGACAGAAAGAGAGUUGUGCUGUUGGAGAUCGUCUUUUCAGGAUUCUGGACGUUCCUGUGGUUCGUAGGUUUCUGCUUCCUGGCCAAUCAGUGGAGCCAUACGUCCCCUAAGGAGUUGCCCCUGGAGCAGGCGUCCGACGCAGCCCGAGCAGCUAUUGCCUUCUCUUUCUUCUCCAUCCUUACCUGGGCGGCCCUCACGGCCUGUGCCGUGCAGCGGUUCCUCCUGGGUACGGACAUGAGCCUGUUUACCGGCGAGCAUGUGGCCAGUCAGGCCCCAAAGCAGCCGUACCCCUCCAAUGACGUCAUGGGCCAAACCACUAUCCCCGUCGACGCCUACCAGAGUCCACCCCUCAUCGAAACCGCAGACACCCGCCCCCCUGGCUACAAGAUCCCGCCAGCAUUUUAAUCUGCAGCCAAUCCGAAGGACAGAUUAUAGACUGCCGUAUAUGUUAGCUAAAUGUAUCGCGAUGUACCGCAUUUUAGCAACGGGGUGGAGAGGAGAUGCUGUUCACCUCUGUAGUGAGUACUAUCAUACAGAAUUAAAUGAAUUCAUGUAGUGUCACCUUUACUCUAACAAAUGUGGGUGUUUGGGGAUAUUUAUUGAUUAUUACGACCCAAAGGUUUAACAUUGACAUAUUAAAUAAUUGCAAACAUCAAUAUGUUCUGUUUAUUCAGUAAUACAUAUGUAGUCCGAUUUAUUUGAAAGAAAUGCCCAUUUUAAUGGCUAAUACAAAAGGGAUUUGGGAAAUUAUACUGACAUCUAUUGGCUUGGAUGAAGCAUUACGCAAAAUUGUAGAGAUUGGAAUACUCCAUUGACUGCUGUAGGUUUCACUUAUGGUUAACGUUUUUCGCAUUGGAGUGUAUCGUUAAUAAAAUGUAUCGUUUUUAACAUAUUUAUUAUAUAAUUUAUAUUUAUUUCAUAAAAAUGCAUAAGACAAUAUCAUAUUGUAGUGAUAUACAUUUUUAAAUGUGUAGCAUCACUUAGUGCACUCAAAGUUUAAUAAAACCAAUUGUAUUAUUAUUACAAAAGUGCUUAUAGUUUCAAUUAGCUAUUAUUUUCGUGUUGUUAAAUGAGUACCAUAGAUUAUAGCUUUAUGCCAUAGCUAACAAACAAUCUGUAGCAUCACACAAAGAUCACUUAUUGUUUUAAGUGCCGUACACGUCUUUUGUGUCAAAGUCUGUUGCUGUUGAAAGAAAUGCCACUUAUUUAAGUUUCAGGUAAACAAUGUUAUGUCACUUUAACAGGAGCAAGAGAGACUGUGAGAAAAUGAGUGCGUCUCAGUUGUGUCUCAGUCUGCGUUUGUGGAGACAGAAAACAUUCCGGAUGAGAUAACUGAGAUUAUUGCAACAGAUUGUUUACUUUAACAAACAUACUUGUGUAUAUGUGUGUGUGUGUGUGGGUGGGGCGUGUGUGCUUGAUCUAAAUAUGUCUAACUGCAUGAUAUGGUACAAAGACACUGAAAUUUCCAAUGAAGUAUAGAGGCGAUUGUUAUAUUUUGUUAAUGGAGGAUGUUAAAAGGGUUAUCAAAGUGUUUGGAAUGACAUGAAUAAAUAAAUAUGAACCGGAUUAGUUAUAAUUUUUGUUUUAAAAUAAAUGUUUUUAAGGGUCA